This is a messenger RNA of Condylostylus longicornis, 1645 nucleotides long. Its product is annotated as guanine nucleotide-binding protein G(o) subunit alpha-like. Bases 245 to 1327 code for a protein of 360 amino acids. The record is from RefSeq and is a predicted model, not a curated record. The transcript has 6 exons. Gene Ontology annotation, cellular component: heterotrimeric G-protein complex. Gene Ontology annotation, biological process: adenylate cyclase-modulating G protein-coupled receptor signaling pathway. Gene Ontology annotation, molecular function: guanyl nucleotide binding; G protein-coupled receptor binding; G-protein beta/gamma-subunit complex binding. Lineage: Eukaryota; Metazoa; Arthropoda; Insecta; Diptera; Dolichopodidae.
UUUGAUUAUUUAAAUAAAUUUAGAUCUUUUAAUAAAAUAAGAGUGUGCAUUUUGUUUGAAAACAUUUUUUAAAAAACAUUUAAGAUGCGAAAAAUUAUGAUGUGAUUCAAAAUUGUUUUAAUAUAAAAUCGCGAUGUGCAAUAAGUGGCAAUGAAAGGACUCAUAAUUAAAUUUAAAUACAAUUAGAUUUAAAUAAAAUCUGCAUAAGUUGUUAUUAUAUUAAUGAUUACAAUAGUACUAAAACAUGGGUGCUUGUUUGACGUUGGAAAGAGAAGAAGAAAUCGCAGCAAGACGACGAAGUAAUGAAAUCGACAAACAGUUGGAAAUUUUGGCGAAAGAACGACCAAAAAUUUUAAAAAUCUUAUUAUUGGGAGCUGGUGAAAGUGGUAAAAGUACCCUUGUUAAACAAAUGAAAAUAAUCCAUUCCGAUGGAUUCACACAAAGUGAAUUGUCAGCCUUUCGACCUACUGUACUUGAUAAUCUUCUUUCUUCAAUGAAAUUCGUUUUAACUGGAAUGGGUUUGCUACGAAUAAAUUUAGAGCAUGCCAUCAACAAAGGUUACGCUGAAAUCGUGUUAGCAAGUCCAAGUUGUUUUGAUAUGGAAUUUAGAAUUAUAGGAAAAGUUCGUAACGCAUUAAAGCUUUUAUGGAAGGAUCGUGGAAUUCGGUUGGCUGUAGCCCGUGGAUAUGAUUAUGAAUUGAAUGAUUCGGCUCUCUAUUUGUUUGAAAAUAUGGAUAGAAUUUUGGAAGAAAACUAUAUUCCUACGGCAACAGAUGUUUUAAGGGCAAGAGUAAGAACAAACGGAAUUAUUGAAACGAAUUUUCGAAUGAAUGAUGCUAUAAUAAGUAUGUAUGACGUUGGUGGUCAACGUUCUCAAAGAAAUAAAUGGGUAUACUGCUUUGAAGAUGUAAGAGCAGUACUUUUUGUAGUUGCUUUAAGCGGAUAUGAUAUGACCUUACUUGAAGAUUCAAGUGUUAAUCGGUUGGAGGAAAGUUUAAAUCUAUUUGAACAAAUUUUAAUUAAUCCUUUCUUCAAAAACGCAUCGUUUGUAUUAUUUUUGAAUAAAUUAGAUUUAUUUCGAGAAAAAAUUAUGUCAACAAAAAGGCAUUUAAGAAUAUUUUUUCCAGAAUACAAAGGACCAGAUAGAAACAUUGAUCAAGCAGCCCUCUUUAUACAAAAUAAAUUUUUAGGACGAAAUCACAAUUCAAGACGGAUUAUAUGCCCCCAUUUUACUACUGCAACAGAUACUGCAAAUAUACAAACAGUUUUCCAAGUAGUAAUGGAAACUGUAAUAAAAGAAAAUUUAGGAAACAUCACACUAUUGUAAGAUUAGAAUUAAAUAACUAUUAUAAGAGUUUAAUAUUAUUUUUUAUAAUACAAUUUAAAUCAUAUGCGCACUCGUUAAUUCAUGAAACGUAAUUAUUGUUUUGAAUUACGUCAUGAGACGUAAUUAUUGUUUGGAAACAGGCCCAAGCAAUUUUUUUAAGGCAGUUUAGAAGAUUUUUGAAUUAAUUUUGCUACCUUAGUGUAUAUGUAUAUAUAAUUUGACAUGGUCCUUAUAAGUAUUUGCAUUAAGCAAUUUAAUGGGACAAUUCCAAUUUAAUUAUAAUGUAAUAUUUAUAUAAAUAUUGAUUUAACUUUAUCU